Messenger RNA from Anisakis simplex (herring worm), 618 nucleotides. NCBI's taxonomy places the organism in Eukaryota, Metazoa, Nematoda, Chromadorea, Rhabditida, Anisakidae. The record is from the annotation of a GenBank genome assembly.
AUGGCCACGGACACAUUGACGAGGAGCUCGAUUUGUUUGAAGGGUUCCGCACAACUCGUGCAGGAGUUCUUCCAUUUUGGCCUCAAUAAUAUUCUCUAUCAACGUGGUAUCUAUCCGGCAGACUCGUUUCGACGUGAGAAAAAAUACGGCUUGACCCUGCUGGUUACUUCGGAUGAAAAGCUUUUGGAGUAUUUGAAACCACUUCUUCAACAAGUUCAAUACUGGCUAGAAAAGAAACAAUUGAAACGAUUGGUAAUGGUAAUAUCAGAGGUGCAAACCAAGGAAGUUCUAGAACGUUGGCAGUUCGAAAUUGAAACCGAUCCGGAUAUUCAAGAAGAAGGUGAAAACUCUACACGACAAAAGGAUGAGAAAAAGAUUAGACAGGAAAUGGCUGAUGUCAUAAGGCAAAUCACAGCUUCGGUGGCAUUCUUGCCGUUAUUGGAACAACGAUGUUCAUUCGAUGUGCUCAUUUAUACGGGUCGAAACACGGACACUCCAGCAGAUUGGACUGAGAGUGGUGCUUGCCACAUCGAGAAUGGACAACAAGUGCAAUUGAGAUCGUUCUCAACAGCCGUUCAUACUGUACACACCCAAGUCUCGUACAAAACCGAUGUCUAG